Messenger RNA from Pestalotiopsis fici W106-1, 1377 nucleotides. RefSeq lists its product as uncharacterized. The transcript is spliced from 2 exons. NCBI's taxonomy places the organism in Eukaryota, Fungi, Ascomycota, Sordariomycetes, Amphisphaeriales, Sporocadaceae. The record is from RefSeq and is a predicted model, not a curated record. The coding region runs from base 1 to 1377 and encodes 458 amino acids.
AUGACGUCCAGCAACAUUGCAUAUUCGGCGACGCUUAGUCCAACUUCCGAGUCUGGCCUCAGUUCUCACCACAAUCUUCUCUCGAGCUCCAUCAGCUCACUGUCGUCCUCGACGUUGACUCGGCCGACACCCAACUACAUCUCCAAGACAUACCGCCAAGCCUCGCAGCUCUUUCUCACACGUCGCCUUCCCGAGGCGCUCUCUACAAUCCAGCCGCUUGUCACGCCACCUCCGCCAGAGGACGGGGCAGGUGACGCGCCCGAGCCGGCACCGAUCGCGAGAGCUAGCAGAUCCACGCGAAUCAAGGUCUGGAGCUUGUACCUGACAGUUCUCAAUGCAGUAUUGGAACUUGAGCCCAAUGAGGGAAAGGAAGCCUUUGGUGCUCAAGACUGGAGAGCACUGUGCACCAAGGUACGAGAUGGCGGUAUCUGGGAAGAGGUUGUGCGGAAUGGUUACCAUGGUGUUGAAGGGGACGUGGACUCGGACGUUGUGAUAAACCUCGCAACGUUAUUGCUCGCGCACGCACACUCACAAACGCUGAAUCAGAAGAGACUAGAGAGCUACCUGGCUGCUUCACAAGAGCCCAACCUAGAUCUGGCACAACGCUUGGAAGCGUCGCAGUCACCGCGCGAACACAAACGGAAAGGGUCUCACGCAAAAGCUCGGAGGGCAACUAGUGGUGCCGAUACGCCGCGGGAUCUGAACUCGAGGGUCAAAAUUCUAGAGCUUUACACGCUGCAUGUCUUGUUGCGAAAUAACGAAUGGGAUUACGCUCGGGAAUUUAUCAGUGUCUCGUCAGUUUUGGACGAGGAGCGUAGAGACGCCUUUUUGCAAGCAUUGCAAAGUUUGCAAGAAGAACAGCAAGAGCAAGAACGCCGAGACCGGGAGGAAAAGCAAAGGCAAGACGAUCAGUUGAGACAAGAUUUGGAAGAGGCCAGGAGGUAUAGAGCCGAAAACGAAGCAAGGGAAAGAAAAAGAAUAGAAGAGGAACGCGCGAGGCGUGAAGGAAGCGAGAUCGAUUAUGGCAUCGAGAGCACACCCAGCGUCGGUGGUUCCAGCAAAGGUAGACGCACACGGGCGCAGUCUUCCGCGUUAUCAAAGCCAAAGCCGCCUGCCAAAGGAAAGGCGGUUAAAUCUCCCACUUUUAGUGCCAGGGCGUCGAUGGUUUUCGCAAAUCUGAGAGCGGUCCUGGAGCAGAUGGGGGCGUCGCUCAAGACAAACCCAAUGAUGCUGAUGAGAUUCAUUGCCUUCCUCCUGGGAUUAAUAGUAAUGUUUGGCAACCAAAGAAUCCGGGAGAGGAUCACUCGAGUCCUAGGAACCGGAUGGAACAAGGUAAAGGCCACCGCAGGCAUGGGCGUCAAGGUCAGUUAUAUCUGA